Klebsormidium nitens is the source of this 843-nucleotide messenger RNA. The record is from the annotation of a GenBank genome assembly. NCBI's taxonomy places the organism in Eukaryota, Viridiplantae, Streptophyta, Klebsormidiophyceae, Klebsormidiales, Klebsormidiaceae.
AUGCGCACCAAUGUGGCAAACCCGUCUUCUCCAGAACCUGCUUUGAGCGUUGAGGGUUACAAGGUGUUAGCUGGAGCUGUUGGAAGGAAGUCAAGACGAGCUGACUGGUGGGCGCGUACGGGAGCUGACCUUGUCGGUUUCCUUGAAAUGCACGAAGCUCUUCUCAGCUCCGAGGAUCUUGAGGAGACGGACAACAGAUUCGAGCAGACGUGGAACGUCAUUCGAUUGGAUGAAUCCAUCAAGAGGUUCCUCAAGGAAAGUUUCGACAAGGUUCAUCACGACUGUGAUGGUCGAGCUGCGGAGGCGGAUUCCGAGGUUCAGCGAUGGGUAGUGGCCUGCCGAGUUCCGCCAAAGGAAGGCUUCAUCGCGCCCCAAACGAAGGACCAGUUUGUAGACACGUGCCUCGCCGACAUCACGCUGGGCGUCAAUCCCGGCUGCUACUUUCGCCUCUACACGGCUUUGGUAAAGCUCGGCUUUCCCCCGUUUCAAGCGCGGGUUGAUGAAGUAAUCCAACGGAUGUGGGCUUUCAACCUUAAUUAUUACGGGUGGUGUUUCCGAAAGUUGCCACCUAGACGAAUCCAGAUCCUUAAGACGAGGCUUGUCGCCUCCUCCUGCGGGCCUGAGACGGUGGCUAAGGACUACUUUAAGAAGGUUGUAGCAGACGACCAGAGGAAUAGGAGAUUGGCAGCGGAAGCUCGAGAGAAUGCUGCGAGGAGAAAGAACGAGUGGGCUGGCUUCUACCGCUUCGUCAGGUUUGCGGCUGUUCUCGGGGCCGUGGUUGCUCGGGGUCCCUUCGAGCCGCAUACAACGCUGGCAAUGUUAGGGGGUGCACUGUCCGUGUAA